Messenger RNA from Verticillium alfalfae VaMs.102, 1245 nucleotides. RefSeq lists its product as hypothetical. The coding region runs from base 1 to 1245 and encodes 414 amino acids. Lineage: Eukaryota; Fungi; Ascomycota; Sordariomycetes; Glomerellales; Plectosphaerellaceae. The transcript has 3 exons. The record is from RefSeq and is a predicted model, not a curated record.
AUGGGCAACACGAAUUCGUCCGCAUCGGACAUCAUCACCUACAUCGGUGUCCCGCUCGCCGUGCUGGGUGUACUGCCGAUUCUUUACAAUACACUGGCCACUCUGGCUGCUCUCUCUCGCAUCCGCCGCAUGCUCCGCCACUCCCGCCUGACCGCCCUCACCCGCUCCGAUGUCGUCAAUCGUGUGAUCGAAGUCGACCUCCCUCGCUAUGCCGUAACCCCAUGGCACCGCUCCAUGCAUCGAUCUGCGUACUGGUCUUUGGCGUCUCAUCCUAGCACCAUCCCUGGCGGCUCGUGGUCCGUCUUCAACUGGAACACCAACACCAUUGGCAUUCGCACGCAGCGGGUGGAGUAUGCCGACCAGUUUACGUCAGCCCCAAAGUCGAGGUGGCUUUUGAGGGAACUCAUUUGCUAUCUUCUGAACUUGGGGGCUGUACCUAAUGCUCACGGUUGGAGGCUGCUGAGGAAUACUGGAAUUCUGGACGCCCGUCGGAGAGACCCUCCUGUCCUUCGUCCGCCGCGCGUCCAUCCCUGUGGCGUUCUCGAGUUGAUCUCUCUCGUCGAUCCCUCGGCAACACCUGAGUGGGGGACUCUCAGCGCCGAUGAUUCCGAGGCGCGACGCGUGGAGCUCAUGAUGCGGCGUAUGAGGGAGCAGAGAGGUCACAUGGAGAAGGAGGCUCGCAUGAGCGUCGCGGAGAGGCAGCAAGCCAUAAAGACGCGGAUGGAGCGCGAGAACCUCCAGAGGCUCGACGAUUUCCGCGACAAGAUGCACGCGGAUCUGCAGAGAAAAGAAGCUCGUCUGCUCGAAGCGCUGCAAUCACCCAAGUGGACGCCCGCGCAACUGGCGCCCCACGCCCUACGCUGGCUCAAGGAGAACUCGGCAUGGGGAAGUAUCUUCUCCUCCGUGCCGGUGCCUGAAGUCCCUGUUUCCUGGUCGCUGAAGCCAGUGCUGGGUCCGCUGCUCCACACCAUUGUGCUCAAUGAUGAGCUUUCUUCCCUGCUCGUCGCGGCGCUCGAAUCAUGGAAGGCAUGGUCUGAGAAUGGAGGUAUGCGACGUGCGGACAUUGAUGCGCUGAUGAAGGAUGCCAAUGGCGAUAGGGAGGCCUUUGCGCUCGCAAGCCUGGUCGCCGCGGGUGUUGGUGAGGCCACGUCUGGAGAUGGUAUUACGGGAGCAAGGACUGGGGAUGCUGUGGGGGCUGACAUGCAAGAAUGCCUCGGAAUGUGGCCAAAGAUAAGGCUGGGAUGA